Molecule: messenger RNA, 1639 nt
Organism: Pocillopora damicornis (cauliflower coral)
Lineage: Eukaryota; Metazoa; Cnidaria; Anthozoa; Scleractinia; Pocilloporidae
Product: bolA-like protein 2
Biological process (GO): protein maturation; intracellular iron ion homeostasis
Cellular component (GO): cytosol; nucleus
Molecular function (GO): 2 iron, 2 sulfur cluster binding
Source: RefSeq, a predicted model, not a curated record
UAGAAGUUCUUAAUUAGGUCUGAGAAUUAAACGCGCUAUGAGUGGAAUUACCUGUGAAUUUCUACAAGAGAAGCUUCAGAAGGAGCUUAAUCCUAUACAUGUGGAAGUAGUUGACCUGUCAGAUGGGUGUGGAGGAAAGUUCUCAAUACUUGUUGUAUCUGACAAGUUUGAAGGGAAGCCUCUUCUAGCCCAGCAUCGAAUGGUGAAUAAUUGCUUAGCAGAGGAAUUGAAGACUAUUCAUGCACUGACCCUGAAAACAAUGAAACCAGCACAGUGGGAAAAACAGAAGGAAACUUAAUGCAUGGAUAUUGGAACAGUGGAGUCAAUUAGAAACUAUUAAUAGCCCCUGUGUGAAUAAAGAAGACCUGAGUUUGUUCUGUACAUCCAAAUGACAGUGUUGCACAUGUGGAACUAUCUAAAUAUUAGUCUUGGAAAGGAAAUAAUUUAGUUCUUCUGAUGUAUUUGUAAAAAAAUAUUAAUUUAGGUACUUGUAAUAAUUUAAAGUGGGUUCUCUAAAUGAGCUGCAUUUCUUAGCUGCAAAAUCAAUUCACUGUUCUUUGAAUAUUCACUUCUUACAAGUUCAGAAAUUUGUUGAUUUGACCAAUAUGAAACAAUUUUGAAGGAUAAAAAGAUUUUUUACCCAUGGAUUAUCUACCUUUCUUCAUAUCAAACUUAUUUGGUUGGAGACAACAACCCUUCUUGAAAAGCACAAUCCUUGCAAUUGAAAAUUUGUUACACUUUAAACUCACUCCAGCCAUACUGAACUUUGAAUAUCUGGGAAAGCAGAUACAAAAUCUUGAUUACAAUGAUACCUGGUAUUAAAAGAUUAUUAAGGGAUUACCUUUUUUCUCCCAAACUAUUCAGAAUUGAGAAGUAAAUAAUGAUAAUAGAGUUGAGUGGAGUCCAAUUUGGUCUGUAAUCAUGUGAGUGAUGAACAAAAUCAGAUGAAUGCAAAAUGGGAGUCAGAUUUGUUGAUCACAAGUAUGAUUACAGACAGAAUUGGACAACAAGAAGUCCUGUUACCAAUUAAUGGUAACCAUUUCAAUUAAAAAAAAAAUACACCUAGAACAAAUAUCUUUAGUGGAGACAAUGUCUUUAGUUAAAAAUUCCUCCAAUUUGUAAAUACCCUCUUUUCUUUGGAUAAGUGGACAUAAAAAAUCCCAAUGUUCAAUGUUGGUUUUGAAUUUGGUUCUGGUGACGUCAUACGAUUAACAAAAUUACAUGUACGACCCCUACAGGUCAAAGUAUGUUUUUCACACUGAUUCUGCGAAAUCUCCAUCUCAAACGCAAUUCAACCUGCAAAGAAUUGUCUAUAGCGUCAUCGAUCACGAAAUUCACCUUUCUAACACAUUGGGAACUGCUCCAAGUACUGUAUGUGUUAUGAAAUUUUCUUUGUUGCGUAAACGGUUACAGAUGAUGAACUUAAAUUUGUCUCGCCUGAAAAUUAAUCUGGUCAUUACAGAAGGAGAAAACGAAGUUAUUAGAGUGGAAACACUUCUUAAAUUACAUCUUUCGAAAGGAAUGUAAACUAUCGAAACUAGUGGCGAUUCUGAAGCCUCGGUGGAAGAUGUUGCCGGAAAUGAAUGUAUCUAGAAAUUUUGAGUCUUAAAGAUAUUAUACAAACACAAGUGUACAGGCA